AUGCGCAACGUCCUGCGCCGCGGUGGCGCCGCGGCCUUGGCCGCGUCGGUCGCGGCGGCGGCGGCCUACUGGCUGCGCCGCCGCCGCCGCCGCCGAGGCCUCCGGAGCGAUGCGGCGCCUCGGCCGCCGGAAGGCGAGACCUGGCUCGUCUUCGAGAUCAACGCCAGACGGUCGCAGCCCAUCCUGAUCCGCCGGGGCGCCGACUUCGACUCGGAGGUCGUCGCGGAGCUGCGCGCGCUCCGGGGCCGCCAGCGCUGCCGCGUCGUGAGGCCCGUCGAGGGCUGGGCGUCGGUGACGACGUCGCGCGGGCGGCCGAUCCUCGUCGCGCGGCCCGACGUCGACUUCCUGGACGUCUCGCCCCUGGCGCCGGAGCCCGGGUCGCCGUCGUCGUCGUCGUCGUCGGACGACGACGACGGCCGGUACGGCCGCUACGAGGACGGCUUCGUGGAGGCGAGCGCGGGCCACUGGUACGACCGGGCCGCGCCCGCCGCCGCGGACGACGCGGGCGACGCGGAGGCCGUCGACGAGGACGCGGGCCUCUUCGUCGUCCCGGCCUUCGAGCCGCCGCCGUACGUGGCCCGCGAAAGCCGCAGGCUCGAGAGCUGGCCCGCGCGGGAGCGGCGGACGCUCUUCGCGCAUCUGGCGGCCCGGGACCUCGCGCGCCUCUGCGCCUGCGCGCGGCACAGCGCGCGGCACCUCGCGCGCGUCGUCUUCGAGGACCGCGCCGCGGAGCUCGACCGCCUCGGCCGGGCGCCCGCGUUCCUGCGGCUCGCCGCGGUCCGAGGCGGCGAGGCGACGCCCGUGCGGUGCACGCGCGCGGCCUGGGCGCCGGACCUCGAGGCGUCGUUCGCGGCCGGGGCGGAGCUCGCGGUGGCGACGGCGGACCCGGACACGGGCGGCGACUUCGAGAACGACGACGUCGGCGGCGCCGCGCUACUCGUCCGCCGCGGCGGCGGCAUCAGCUUCGAGGACAAGGCCGCGCGCGCGUCCGAGGCCGGCGCGGGGCUCUGCAUCAUCGCCAACGACGAGGACGGCGACGGCUUGAUCCGCAUGGCGCGCGGCGACGGGUCCCGGCCCGUCGGCUGCCCCGUCGUCUUCGUCUCGAAAGCCGGCGGCGACGCGCUCCGCGGCGCGCGCGUCCGCCUCGACGCCGUCGAGCUCGGCCGCGCGGGCGCGACGGGGCGCCGCGAGGGCGGCGGCCUGGCGUCGAACUUGGAGACCGUGCACCCGGGCCCGCUCUUCGUGCGCAAGGUCGCGGUCCUCGAGCAGAAGCGCGCGCUCCUCGCCGUCGGCGCCGCGGCGAGCGCGCUCGGCUGGAAGGAGGACCUCCUCCCCGCGGGCGCCUGGCCGGGGCUCAAGAACGCGGACGCGCCGACCGACGACACCGCGCGCGACGCGCUCGCGCUGCGCGUCGUCGCGCUGGACCUCGGCGACGCGCUCCGCGACGCGGCCGUCGACGCGGCCGCGGCCGCGGUCGAGCGCCGCGCGGCGAGCCUGGACCUCGCGGGCCGGGGGCUGGGCGCCUGGGACGCGGCACUCCUCGCGGCGGUCCUCGGCGGCCGCGGCGCGCCCCUCGCGAGCCUCGACGCCUCGGCGAACAAGCUCUGCGGCGUCGACGUCCGCGGCGACGGCGCCUUCGCCCCGGGCGGCCUCGCGGCGCUGCUCCGCGUCUGCGGGACGCGGCCCGCGAUCGCGGCGUCGCUCACGGCCCUGUCGCUCUGGGGCAACGAGCUCCGCGCGGCCGGCGGCGCGGCGCUCGGAACGCUCGUCGCGGCGUCGGCGAGCCUCACGUGGCUCGACGCGCGCGACUGCGCCCUCGGCGACGCGGGCGUCGCGCCCCUGGCGGCCGCGCUGGGGGCGACGACGUCGCUGACGUGGCUGAACCUGCGGGAGAACGGCCUCGGCGACGCGGGCGGCUUCGCGCUCAGGGACGCGCUCCUCCGCAACGCGACUCUGACGCGCGUCGACCUCGUCCACAACCCGGCCAUGACCGCCGCGAGCGUCCGGGGCCUCUCGGCGCCGGAGCUCCGCAACGUCGCGACGCUCGUCCACGACCUCGUGCCGCCGUCGCCGCUCCGGGCCGCGCGGCGGCGCCGGGCCCGCGCGGGCGCCGCCGCGCCGGAGCCCGCCGCCGACGACGGCUCCGACGGCGACGCGGGCUCCGACGGCGACGGCGGCGCCUCCGACGUCGACGAGAUCGACGCGUCGGGCAACGACCUCGGCGACGCGGGCGUCGUCGCGCUCUGCGAGGCCUUCAAGGACGCGGCCCACGAGCGCCUCGCGCGCCUGAGCCUCGAGGGCACGAACUUCGGGUCCCGGGGCGCGUGCGCUUUGGGCGCGGCGCUCGCGCGCUGGCUCCCGUCGCUGGAGACGCUCGCCCUGCCCGGGGACCUGCCCGUGGGGCUCAAGGGCGCGCGGACCCUCGGCGACGGCCUCGCGGCGCGCGCGCGGCCCCUGGCGACGCUCGACCUCCGCUUCGCCAAGGGGCCGGCGACGUCCCUGCCCGCGGCGGCGCUCCGCGACGGCGACGACGGCUUCGUCGACGUGAGCGACCGGCGCCUGGGCCCCGCGGCGGCGGUCGUCGUCGCGAUCCUCCUGGGCAAGAACGCGAGCGUCACGGCCGUGGACGCGAGCGGCAACGGGGAGCUCGCGGCGUCCGACGACGUCGCGAAGCGCUACGGCCUCGACGCGCUCCUCGGGCUGGCCAAGGCGAAGCGGCUCCGGGGGCUCGACCUGCUGCGGUCCCUGGGCUGCGCCGACGCGGCGGCGACCGCGGUCUCGGCCGCGCGCGCGGCGCUGAGCCUCUGCGGGGGCCACGCGCCCGGGCCCUUCGCGCUCCGGGGCUCGCGGCGGGGGCUCGACGACGGCGACGCGCUCCUCGCGGCGCACGAGCUCGCGCGCGCGGGCGGCAGCCUCACGGACCUGAACCUGGGCGGGAACCCGGCCGUCGGCCCGGACGGCGUCGCCGCGAUCGCGCGCGCGGCGCGCGUCCAGGCGCGGACGCCGUCGCCGCACAAGCUCACGCGCCUCGACCUCUCGCACGUCGACGUCGGCGGCGGCGCGUCGGCCAUCGCGGACGCGCUCCUCGCGGACCUCCACCUCACCGAGCUCAACCUGCGGUUCUCCAAGCUCGACAGCGCCGGCGCCGAGGACAUCGCCGAGUGCCUCGGCAUGGCGACGAAGCUCACGAAGCUCGACGUCUCCGCCAACGGCCUCUCGCCCGCGGCGAGGCGCGCGCUCGCGGACGCCGCGGACGCGAAUCCGAAGCUGCGCGUGCGCUUCUAA
Aureococcus anophagefferens is the source of this 3285-nucleotide messenger RNA. RefSeq lists its product as hypothetical. The transcript is spliced from 5 exons. Gene Ontology annotation, cellular component: nucleus; perinuclear region of cytoplasm; cytosol. The record is from RefSeq and is a predicted model, not a curated record. Gene Ontology annotation, biological process: nucleocytoplasmic transport; activation of GTPase activity. The coding region runs from base 1 to 3285 and encodes 1094 amino acids. NCBI's taxonomy places the organism in Eukaryota, Pelagophyceae, Pelagomonadales, Pelagomonadaceae. Gene Ontology annotation, molecular function: GTPase activator activity; small GTPase binding.